GGAACAGCAACCUCGCCUCACCUCCGCAGGACCAGGAUUCGCUAGGUGGGCGGGGCUCGCAGGCGUCAAAACUGGCCGUUGGCUACGUAUGCAGAGGCGGGGCCAUAGGUCUCGCCCUGCCAAAGCCUAGGGGGGCGGGGUUUCUGAAAUACUGCCUUGCUAUUGGCUUACUUAGGAAGGCGGGCCUCCAGUUGCCAUUCUCUAUUGGCUUUGCCGAACAGAGGCGGGACCUAAAGGUGUCACGCCCUACCAUUGGCUGCGCCGGACGGGGUCUGCGGCGCUUCUGUGUUGUCAUUCGGCCGCGAGUAGAGGACACGGGCAAGAUGGCGGCGGUGGCUGGUCUGGUGCGGGGACCUUUGCGGCAGGCUUCCGGGCUGCUGAAGAGGCGUUUCCACCGCUCGGCGCCCGCGGCGGUGCAGUUGACAGUUCGUGAAGCCAUUAAUCAAGGUAUGGAUGAAGAACUAGAAAGAGAUGAAAAGGUUUUUCUGCUUGGGGAAGAAGUUGCCCAGUAUGAUGGUGCAUACAAGGUUAGCAGAGGCCUGUGGAAGAAAUAUGGUGACAAGAGGAUCAUAGAUACUCCCAUAUCGGAGAUGGGCUUUGCUGGAAUUGCUGUUGGUGCAGCUAUGGCUGGGUUGCGGCCCAUCUGUGAAUUUAUGACCUUCAAUUUCUCUAUGCAAGCUAUUGACCAGGUCAUAAACUCAGCUGCCAAGACGUACUAUAUGUCUGCUGGCCUCCAGCCGGUGCCCAUAGUGUUCAGGGGGCCCAACGGCGCCUCAGCGGGCGUGGCUGCUCAGCACUCGCAAUGCUUCGCUGCGUGGUAUGGGCACUGCCCCGGUUUGAAAGUGGUCAGCCCCUGGAAUUCCGAGGAUGCAAAAGGACUUAUUAAGUCGGCCAUUCGUGAUGAUAAUCCAGUGGUGAUGCUAGAGAAUGAACUGAUGUAUGGAGUUGCAUUUGAACUUCCCACAGAAGCUCAGUCAAAAGAUUUCCUGAUUCCUAUUGGAAAAGCCAAAAUUGAAAGGCAAGGGACCCACAUCACUGUAGUUGCCCAUUCAAGACCAGUGGGCCACUGCCUAGAAGCUGCAGCUGUAUUGUCUAAGGAGGGAAUUGAAUGUGAGGUGAUAAAUCUGCGGACCAUCAGACCAAUGGACAUUGAAGCUAUAGAAGCCAGUGUCAUGAAGACAAAUCAUCUCGUAACUGUGGAAGGAGGCUGGCCACAGUUUGGAGUAGGAGCUGAGAUUUGUGCCAGAAUUAUGGAAGGCCCUGCAUUCAACUUCCUUGAUGCGCCUGCUGUUCGUGUCACUGGUGCUGAUGUCCCUAUGCCUUACGCAAAGAUUCUAGAAGACAACUCCAUACCUCAGGUCAAAGACAUCAUAUUUGCAAUAAAGAAGACUUUGAAUGUCUAAUUUAGACGUUGAAUGUCAAGUCAGUGAAAUUUAUUUAAAAUACGUGUUGGGACUUCCCCUGACGUGUACUGGGAGACUUACUAGUCAGGAGUUAAUGCUGACGUGGCAGCAGGUGUCUCUGUACUGGUAAGAAGUUUAAAUGUGCUUAUGAGUAGAAUGUUUUCUACUCCCUACCCUAGAUGCUCUGCUCUCUUUGUCUGUUACUAUUAAGUUGGUCUAGUCUUUGAAUAAGAUUAAUAUAAAAAUUUGCCCUCUUUCAUUAGAAGGGGCAAGAUAGAAUGCCCCCAUGGAAGAUAACUUAUAUGUCUAAAUAAAACAUAUAUUCUCUACAUUUGCUGUUAAACUGUUUUGAUAAGGAAUAAAGGGGAUUCCUACCUAUGA
This is a messenger RNA of Rattus rattus (black rat), 1784 nucleotides long. RefSeq names its product pyruvate dehydrogenase E1 subunit beta (gene Pdhb). Gene Ontology annotation, biological process: pyruvate decarboxylation to acetyl-CoA. Gene Ontology annotation, molecular function: pyruvate dehydrogenase (acetyl-transferring) activity. The record is from RefSeq and is a predicted model, not a curated record. The transcript is spliced from 10 exons. Lineage: Eukaryota; Metazoa; Chordata; Mammalia; Rodentia; Muridae. The coding region runs from base 324 to 1403 and encodes 359 amino acids.